UGAGGAUGUAUGCGGUGGACAUUUCAACGUGACAGGCAGGGAGUCGUAAAGAGGUAUUUUACGACUCCCUGGUGACAGGCAGCAGUGGUUAGGUGCUAGCUGCUAAGCAUGCUGCAGCCUCUGCCGUUCAAUGGUCUCGCAGGGAACUUUGCGGGGUGAGACAGACUGAGAGCCUGGGCUUUGUUGCACUACAAAAACUUGAAAACCUCGCCGUCGACUGGGCCAUGGUUUGCAGAUCGUCAGCAGGCAUUAUUAAUUUUGACCUCAGCCUGUCACUGAAUCAGUGACUUGUGUGUCGGAUCCGCGUAAACCCACUAAAGGUGCAGCACUGACGAUGUGUGUGUGUGUGGAUGGCACACUUACUUGCUAGCUCUACUAGUCUGCCACUGUGCUGUGCAGCUGAACCUUGGGCUCGGAGCUGAACUGAGUGCGUGGAGCUGGGCUGUGGAGCUGAACCCUGGAGCUGUGCUGAGGAGCUGUACUGUGUUGUGGAGCUGCACUGAGUGUGUGGAACUGAACUGAGUCUGUGUUGCUGAGCUGUGGUGCUGAACUGUGUACUAUGAUCCAUACUUUUACAAAGCGCCGAAGUCUCUCGCGCGUUUGGAUUAUUGUGUUGUCGUUGGCAAGUGCCUCGGCUGUGUUUCUCCUCAGUGGCGGUAACUUGCCUGAUGCACACUUUACAGUAAGGACCAUUUCAAACCGAGCAAGCUUGCAGAAUGGCUUGCCACCCUUGCUGAAGCGAAGAGACAUGGAUGCCGCGGGUAGGGACAUAGCGGACGCCGCAGGGGAAAAUGGUCAUCACAGACUGAGUGGCACCAGGGUACAGCGGAACAAACCGUCAGUCGGCCAAUACUCAAAUGAAACAGAACUGGCCAAGGUGUCGCAAGUGUGGGGAGAAGAUGGUGCUGCUUACGCUUGGCCUCGGUCUGUCAGAAUCUACAGCCAGUGCCGGCACCCGGGAGAGGUAAGGAUCUGCAGCAAGCCACGCAAACAGUUUGUCAUCCUGCUGUGGGACGAGGAGUUCUGGAAUACACGCAGCGCCCUGCCCUUCGUCAUUCAUCCCCCUAAAGACGGCCUGCUGCAUUUCGGCUGUUGUGAUGGUAUGGACAUGGUAUAUACUGCUGACAAAGCCAUGUUGUCCACGGCAGACAUUGUGGACUUUCACCCGAAAUACCGCCAGCCUAUGCCAAUGAGAGGUCACAAGCACCAAGCGUUCAUGAUGAGCAGUGGAGAGCCGCCGUACGUUGCUGCAAAGUACUCGGUGCCGAUGGAAGAGAUCAACUUGCUGAGGACAUUUUCGCGCAGUAGUGACAUUGCGCAAUCUCUCACGCACCCGGGCGAAUGCUUCUGCGAGAAGUUCCUCCAGCCACUGAAAGUUCCUUACCGUGAACGGCAGCGCGUGCCUGUGUCAGUUUUGGUUAGCAACUGCAAGUCGUACGGCGGCCGCAGCCAGCUACUGCAAUACUUGAUGAGCAAGGUGGAAGUGCACAGCAUGGGCAGGUGCUUUCACAAUCACGCAAUGCCACCUGGACAAGACACUGACACCGUACUGGAGAAGUACCUGUUCAACUUCGCCGCGGAGAAUGCUGUCUGCGUGGACUACAUUACCGAGAAGUUUCACCGGGCACUGAAAGUCGGCACUGUUCCGAUCGUGCUGAGUCAAGAUCACAUGCCCGGGUACGAGUUUGUCGCGCCGACCGAAGACUCUUACGUCGACCUGUCUCGCUACGCUAGCAUUGACGAAGCUGCUGAAUUCAUCAGAAUGACGUCGUCGUCAGAGGAGGCGUACCACCGACAUCACACGUACCGCGGUAAGAUGGCAAACAGUACUGUGUUAUCGCACACGUUCAGAACUAAGCUGUGUGCCGAGAAAGAGGACGAUCUGGGGGAGUGGUGCGACAUUGCCAGUCGCAUGGAGACACCGAAAGGACGAGAGCAGGUCCUGCAGAAGACGUAUUUUAACUACCGUGACACGAUAGCACGCCAGUGUGCUUCUCGUGACUCCAUGGCACGCAAUGUCCCAAGCAUGGGCAUCGGUCUCCUGCACUGUGCUGUCGUUGCUCUUCUAGGUUUAGGUAUUAUGUUGCAUCAGUAUAGAACGUCUAUCCGAGGGAAGAUCCGCGGCUACCUUCGUGAAAUUGGUCUGUAUUUGGUUAGGACUUACACGCCGAAAUGAGCAUCCGUACGGUCAGAAGCGAAGAAGUGGAUGAAAACCUGA
Messenger RNA from Sycon ciliatum, 2218 nucleotides. RefSeq names its product alpha-(1,3)-fucosyltransferase 11-like. Gene Ontology annotation, molecular function: alpha-(1->3)-fucosyltransferase activity. The record is from RefSeq and is a predicted model, not a curated record. Lineage: Eukaryota; Metazoa; Porifera; Calcarea; Leucosolenida; Sycettidae. Bases 560 to 2176 code for a protein of 538 amino acids. Gene Ontology annotation, cellular component: membrane. The transcript has a single exon.